Messenger RNA from Metarhizium brunneum ARSEF 3297, 414 nucleotides. RefSeq lists its product as uncharacterized. The record is from RefSeq and is a predicted model, not a curated record. Lineage: Eukaryota; Fungi; Ascomycota; Sordariomycetes; Hypocreales; Clavicipitaceae.
AUGUCGGUCAGCUGGGACCCCGAUCCCGAGCGUACACCCCCAUCAGGGUCCCAUAUCACAUCCAACCCAACUUUCUCGUCGUUCUUUGAUCCCGAUUUCAGCAUGAAUCACGGUCCAAUCGGUACGGUCACUAGGAAGAGGCAGUACGGGGAGUGGAACCGUUUUGGCCCCAGGCAAUAUUUGGAUAUACUGCCCUGGGCGUUGGAGUUGCUCGAGCCUGGACACUCGGGACGGGCGAGCACGACAGACAAGGCCUCGCGCCUAAUGCCAUUGCACCCGCCUGUCCGACAACCUAGCCGCGACGAGGGGACAGUAGAAGAUGGCACCGCGCCAUUUCCCUUGGCAUCCUGGCUGGGGCGACAGAUUGUCGAUAAUGCCCUGACUCGACGGCCAAAUAUAAGGAAGAGCCAGUAG